Messenger RNA from Rhincodon typus (whale shark), 6554 nucleotides. It is a transcript of the gene sos1, whose product is annotated as son of sevenless homolog 1 (Drosophila). The record is from RefSeq and is a predicted model, not a curated record. NCBI's taxonomy places the organism in Eukaryota, Metazoa, Chordata, Chondrichthyes, Orectolobiformes, Rhincodontidae. Gene Ontology annotation, biological process: positive regulation of GTPase activity; Ras protein signal transduction. The transcript has 12 exons. Gene Ontology annotation, cellular component: plasma membrane. Bases 160 to 1992 code for a protein of 610 amino acids. Gene Ontology annotation, molecular function: protein heterodimerization activity; guanyl-nucleotide exchange factor activity.
UCGGCGAGCGCUUUAGAAGUCGGACAGGGAGUAGAAGGAGGAGGAAGAGAAUAAUUUCGAGAUCGCUCCUAGGAGUGGCGAUCGAAGAAGAAAACGUCCAAUCUUCUUUCUGACUGGAAAAAGGCUGCGGGUGCGCGUCCGGGGGCCGGAGGCUGCACCAUGCAGCAGCCACAACAACAGUACGAUUUCUUCAGUGAGGACAAUGCACCCAAAUGGCGGGGUCUACUCGUCGCUGCUCUGCGGAAGGUUCAACAACAGGUACAUCCCAAACUUGCCUCUACUGAGGAUGCCUUGCAAUACAUUGAAGAGCUAAUCCUACAGUUGCUGAGCAUGCUUUGUUUAGCCCAACCUCGUAGUGUUCAAGAUGUGGAGUUUCAUGUUAUAAUUGCUGUUGUCUUCUCACAGGAUGUAGAAACCAUAUUUAGUCGUAUUGUGGAUAUCCACGAGUUGACUGUGAAGUUAUUGGGCCUAAUUGAAGAUACUGUGGAAAUGACAGAUGAAGGCAGCCCUCAUCCAUUAGUGGGAAGCUGUUUCGAAGACUUAGCUGAAGAGUUAGCAUUCGAUCCAUAUGAAAACUAUGCACAGGACAUACUGCGGCCUGGCUUUCAUGAUCAUUUUCUCAGCCUUUUAUCAAAGCCAGGUGCUGCAUUCUACUUGCAGUCAAUUGGUGAAGGUUUCAAGGAAGCUGUGCAAUAUGUUCUUCCCAGACUGUUACUGGCACCUGUUUACCAUUGCCUGCACUAUUUUGAACUUCUAAAGUCAAGAAUAUAUUUGACGAACAUUCUGAAGACGGAGGAAGGUAACCCUGAUUUCUUGAAACGACAUGGUAAAGAGUUGAUCAAUUUCAGUAAGAGAAGGAAAGUGGCAGAAAUAACAGGAGAGAUCCAGCAGUACCAGAACCAACCGUAUUGCUUACGAGUAGAGCAAGACAUUAAGAAGUUUUUUGAAAAUUUAAAUCCAAUGGGAAAUACUUUGGAGAAAGAAUUUACAGAUUACUUGUUCAAUAAGUCUUUGGAAAUAGAACCUCGUAAUGCCAGAUCGUUACCUCGAUUUGCAAAGAAAUAUAAUUACCCACUGAAAUCUCCUGGUGUCCGACCAUCUAACCCCAGACAUCCAGUGUCAGGCACCUUGCGUGGGCAUCCUACACCCCUACAGCAGGAACCACGGAAAAUCAGUUACAGUCGAAUAACAGAGAAUGAGACCGAAAGUAUAGCGUCAGCACCAAAUUCCCCACGUACUCCUCUGACGCCACCACCUGCUUCUGCUGCGUCCAGCUCAACAGAUGUCUGUAGUGUGUUCGGGGAUUCCGAUCCAGCUAGUCCAUUCUAUUCAAGCAGUGAUACCAUAUUUGCCCCAGUUACACUGGCCCAUGGUGCAAGGCCAGCAUCAGUUUCUUCAAUGAGCUACAAUAGAGGCAUUGAUGAAGCUCACAUCCCUCCUCCUGUUCCACCACGUAGGCGACCUGAAUCUGCCCCAACAGAAUCUUCCCCAUCCAAGAUCAAGUCAAAACAUCUGGACAGUCCACCUGCUAUUCCACCCCGUCAACCCACAGGCAAGGUUUACUCACCUCGGUACCCGUUGUCAGAGAGGUCGUCGAUAUCAGAACCUCCUGAUAGUCCUCCCAGCCUGCCACCUCGUGAGCCUGUACGAACACCAGACGUAUUUCCAGGCUCGCCUUUGCCCCUGCAGCCUCCACCCUUGGGUAGAAAAGCUGAGCAUCCUAAUACUUUUUUCCCCAAUUCCCCAGUGCCUUUUACUCCACCUCCUCCUCAGACACCUUCUCCUCUUGGGACUCGCAGGCAUUUGCCAUCACCCCCUUUACCACAAGAUGUUGAUAUUGGUACCGCUGCUGGACCACCCAUUCCACCAAGACAGAGCUCUACAUCUCAAAUAAUUCCAAAACUUCCACCAAAAACCUACAAAAGGGAGCAUACGCAUCCAUCGUUCCACCGAGAUGGACUACCACUGCUGGAAAAUGCCCACCCCUCUUAGCUCUGAAACAUGUUCCUUAAACACUACAGGUUCUUGGACACUGCUGAGGUUGCAGCAUUGGGCAGUGCUGUAAGAAUUUUAAAAUGUUUAAUGCCUGGCUUGGUAAGUUUCUAUUGCUUCUGACGCGAACCAGAGUUUCCAUCAAUUUGGAUUUAUACAAUGGGAAGCAAAUUGAGCUGGGUUGACUUUGCCAGUAAUUGAAAAUGCAGUUGUCAGUUUGCUGUACCAAUGAUAAACGUGUGUUGAUGAUAAAGGUUGGAACACCUAACAUCAACCAGCUGAAAAGAGGAGUGUUAGCAGAAAAUGUGGUUUGCACCUCCAUCUUAAAAACAGGAUCGAUAUUUCACAUGAUCAUGCCUUGUUUAAAUACUUUUAAAUGUAUCAAAAAGGGGACUUCUGGAAAGCAUUUUCGGUACCUAGACUAAUGAGCAAAUAUUUGCUCUGCACAGUAAUUGUAAACUUUUUGUUUGUUGAAAUUUGGGUACCUGCUACACCAAAGAGGCACAUUCUUUGUGGAGACUGAUUCAAGAACCAGUCCUACGAGAGAGAUCCUUCAAUGAGAAUGUAGCACCCAUCAUCAUUAGACAAAGGAGAAAACAUUCAUCUGAUUUUAUUACCAUUUAAAACAAAGCGAAUUUAACCCGGGUGUAGCAAAAUGUGGAAACUAGUGACGUCUGCAUUUACAUCUCCAAUGAGUUCUUGAUCUUGCAACGUUCUCCUAAAUGUGCAUUUACUGACUUUUUAAAGCCUCGUGAUAACCCAUGUCAUAACAUCACUGCAAUGUCAGAAAUUCCUUGCAGAAUAUAUUCAAAAGCUGUAUUUUUAAGCAGAAUAUACAAUGAAAUGGCCUAAUCUUGAAGUGGAGAUUUGGGUUUAUUACAAAAUAAUCCAUUAGUUUUGUUUUAUUUCACUGAUACUGAUAAAGCUGAAGUAUUUAUUCAAAAGACCCCACAUUCCUAUACUCUAUGUUCCCAAACUUCAUUCCAUUCUAAAUUGUUACAGGGAUAUUGAGGAAAAGAAGAUUUGAUGCACAACUGAAUAGUGCAUGUUAAUUCCCUAUACAUGUUAUUUGCUAAUUGAUUCAUGCAUUGAGCACUGAACAAACCAAACUCAAAUUUACAGAGGCCAAUUAGUGUUGAACUAAGUCAUAAUGCUGAAUGCAAGUGGACCUGUUGAAUGCUUUCUGCAGUAUCUUGUUUAAGAGAAAGAAGGCAAUCUUGAAUUCACAAAUAACUCUUGAAUUUGGAUGAUAUUUGACUCUAAGACAAAUUGAGAUAGUUUGUAGAGUAUAUACCAAUAGUGCAGUAUUACAGUAGAAUAUCAUGAAGUUUGUUCUUGGUGUAUAAAUUUCCAAAAGUAACAUAACAGUGUGAAAGCCUGAAACUAGUGCAUGAGAGUAUUGGGAUGCAACAUGCACUUGUCAGACUACUCAGUGUAAAACAGUUAGCAUUGGAAUGCACAGAUGACAAUGUACAGGUCAGACUAAACAGUGUAGGUUGUUAUUUUUGUUAAUAUUAAAUUGCUUGUUCCAAGCCCCAUUCAAAAGUACAGUUUUUAGCAUCAGAAAUAAGAUUUACAAAUAGCUUUUCAGCUCCACACAUGAAUCCUGCUCUUACCGUAAAAAGGUAUCCAUUUUUAGUUCUCCUAUCUAUAUUUUAUUAUAACAUUUUCAAAACAUGCCACUUUAUAAUUUAGUCAAAAUGAUCCGUUCUUAAUGUUGGCAUUUGAAUUUGAUUACAACUGUGCAUUACUUCUCUGCAAAAGCUUAAGUCUUUAAUUCACAUUAUCUCAGAGUGUCACUAGUCCCUGCUUUUAUUUUUUCAAAAGUAUUAAAACCACCAUGAUCAUGAGCUAGGAAAUAGGGGUGCAGGCUUUAAAAAUAAAACUAAACAUGAGAAAUGGUAGAUGUAGUACAUAAUUUGAUUGCAAGCCUUUGACACAUUGAAAAUAAGGGCAUAAUCCUGAACUCUGGUUCAAAAUGUACUGAUGUUAUGAUUUGAAUUAUCCACAAAUUUUCAUUCCAGUAGCUUACAUUUGUGAUUUGAACAAAUACACUUAUGCAUGCUAAUUUUAAAAUAAAUCACUUUAUUGCCACUAGAAUAAAUAAAUUCAACAAGCACUAUUAAAUCUACUGUAUCUAAUUAGACUUCAUGUUGUAAUUUAUCAUGCUUUACUCAAAACACUUCAUCUACGGGACAACCGAACAAUAUUAAAAUGCUAUCAUUUCAGCAAGCCAUUUUAAGCACUUUGACAUAUCAGUGGCUAUACUGUUUCAGUUUAUCUAUUGAUAGGGCUGCCAAAUAUAAACUGUUAUGGAUAUUUUUACAAUAGUUAGUCUGGAAAAAAGCUUAAUUGGCUUUUCUUUUGUAUAAGCAAGUAGAGUUCAGUUUCAGGUGCUUUGAUUGAUCUUGUAAAUUUGGAAAAUGCAGGAAGGAGCAUGGAGGGAUGGUGUAAAGUACAAAAUGACUUUGGUAACUGAUUUAUGCAAUUAUAAUCAGCAAGUUAAACAAGUCUUAAGGCUGCUUGAUUUCUGUUGGCAUGAUAUUAAAAAAGUGCUGUAUCAUAAAAGUAUCAUAUUUAAGCCCAUUAACUCAGUAGUUUUGGACAUUAUUUAGGAAGUUUUUUGUUCAUAAAUGGCAGUGUCAUUGAGAAAUCUUUGUAUGUUGUCAUGGAGUCAACGUUUGUCAUCUCUUUGCCAAUUGUUACUUUUCUCUUGAUCCUAUUGAGUGUUUGUUAGAUCUUUUAAGCCCGGCAACACUUAAACCACAUGUAAGUCAUAAGCAUGCUGUUUAAGUUUAAUAAUGAUGCCACUAUGAAAGAUAAUGAGUGCACAGAAGGCUAAAUUUGGAGGACUUCACUGAAAAAUAUGUGGACAGUGAAAAUUAGCAGACCAGUCAGUUUAAUUUGCAGGGUUACAUACCAGUUGGAAAAUACCAUUACCAAUGUGCAUUUGUUUGUACUGUAAAUGUCAAUUAGAUAUGGUUCAGCAAAUGAAAGAAAGCACUUGAAAAAUAUAUUCCCUAUUUAUGCAAGCUUGGCUGUCUAUGGCUGGAAUCCAUAGUUGUUGACAUAUUGCAGCUGACUAAUGAGGUAGUAUCUCUGUAUAUCUAACAGACUUCAAAUUAAAUCUGAGAAUUACUUUCUGUACAUGUCAGCGGUAAAUAUUGGUUAGUUGCAAGUUCAAAUUUGAUACAGUUUCAGCAGACCCUGUUCAGAAAUAAUAGAUGUUCUCUCUGUACUGCUGACUUUAUUUUCUGUCGAAUUUUAUAUUUCUUGGUAUUGAUCACAAUGCAGGAAGAAGAAAACAGAGUGUAAUUUAUUAUUUUUUAAAAAUAAGUCCAACUACGUGCCUCCUUAAAAGUGCAUUGACUUUCAUAAUAUAAAUCAUAAAGGAACAUGAACAGGUUUGGACCAUUCAGCUCCUCGAACCUUUUCCACCAUUCAACUAGAUAAUGGAUGAUUUAUACCUCAUCUUCAUUUACUCAUUAUUUCUUCAUGUCCUCUUGAGGAAUAUCUGACUGAAUGAGGCUUCCUCCCUAGAGAAGAAAUUGCAGCAAGUCACAGCAACAAAGCUGGUGGGCUUUAAUGCAAAGUAAACUAAGAUUCACUCUGAUUUGGUUGGGAACCUCCUACUUUAUAAAUGAAGUCAUUUAAAUUGUGGUUGAAUGUGUAGUGAUGCGCCCUAUACUGUUUGUGCCGACGCAUGCCAAUUUUAGUAGCUGCCAAAUGUGCCUUUUUAUUAUGUCUCAACCUUCUUUUCUGACUUUUCGAACUUUUUUUAAAAUCUUUUUUGUUUUAGAAAAAGGGAGGUGGGGCAAGUUAUAUUUCCGGUUAUAUGCACCAGAAAACAAACCUUUUCUGGUAUAAACAAAAUGUACAUAUCAGUGGUUAAAAGUUUGCGUGUGUGCGUGUGCGUGUGUGUGUGUGUGUGUGUGUGUUGCAUUUGUUUUAAUGGCAUGGUUAUUUGCAGCUAUGAUUAUGUGUAGUCAUUAGAUAAAGUUGACCAGAUUUGAGAACAAAUGGUAGUCUUUCUUGGCACAUCUAAAAUGACCUGUAUACUUUAACCAUGUCUGUAGAAUUUUGUAUCCUGCGUUAGGAGUAAUAGUAUUCAUUUUGCAGUUCAGUAUAAUAAUUGCAGUUUGCCCUGUAUCGAUUACAUUGAAAAGUAAUAUUCAGGAAGAAUGGGAACAAAUAAUGGCAAAGCAACACUUGACUUACAAAAUAGGACCCAGAUAAAAUGUACACAAUAAUGAAAUAAAAUUUUUUUGCCUUACUUUUGUUCAAAGUGUAUUAGACUGACAUUUCUAAUGUAAUUCACCAGGAUAUUUUGUUUCUUUCCUGGAACAAUUAUUUUUAACAAUACCCUAAGUCGUUUUUUCAACUGGUAUGUAAAUCCUAGAAUGCUUCGCAAUGGGAAUUUUUGCAUUAGCCUAAUUUUUUUGUGUGUAAUUGGGUUUAUUUUAAAUGGUUACAUUAAAUUUCCAGGUGUCAGAUGUUCUGUUUUUCCUUUUAAUUUAUAUUUUAAAAAAUGAAAACUGCAUAUUAAAUAUGUUUGAAACCUG